UCAUCAUCCUCGGGUCGCCUCCUCGGGUCGCCUCCUCCGCCUGCAGCCCCAUUCUCCUUGCUCGACCUCCCUGUCUGGGACGUCGGCGGUCCGUCUGUUUCUGUCUCUACCGUCUCUUCCGUUUCUGUUUCCGCCAUCCGUCGCCCAACCGAGCGGCGCUCUCAGAGAUUGUCUUGAGUCGUCUGUGCCUCCUCGGUCUGCAUCCCUUGCUCGCCACAACCGCCCUUGCCGCCGCUGCUUCUUGGCCUGCGGCCUCAGCAAUCAACUGCCCCGACCACCGGUUACUCACCCGCCCGGUCUGACGAGUGCUGCCCUGCCAUCACCAACUUUGUCGCCAAGUUCUCCCAUUGCGCCAUGAACGGAGAGGGCCCCAUCCACUACGCCAACAGCGCCCCACUCGGCCGUCUCCACAUGAGGGUCGUCGAGGCCCGGAACCUUCAAAUCCGGGGCGCUGCCGACAACAGCACGCUCUGCCAGCCGUAUUGUGUGAUCGAGUUUGAAAAGACCGAGGUUAUCACUCGCGAGGCCAUCACGAUGUCGGCCAACGCCGACGGCACCUUCAAUCCUCUCUGGAAGCACGAAGCCAUCUUUGAUGUGUUCCGUGCCGACAGUUCCCUCCAGAUCAGCAUCUGGGACCGCUCCACCAAACACGGCGGCGAGGAGACGUUCUUGGGCAUGAUGAAGAUCCUGCCGAUAUAUGACGACACAAAGCAGUACGACAACUGGUUCCGGCUGCUUCCUCGAUCGUGGUCACAUCGGGUCAAGGGCGAUAUCCGUGUGUCGUUCCGAUUCUCUCGGACCGAGGCGGUAUCGCUAAAGUCGACAGACUUUGAGUUCAUGAAGGUGCUCGGCAAGGGUGCCUAUGGCAAGGUCCUGCAGGUCCGAAAGCGAGACACAUGCCGAGUCUAUGCCAUGAAAAUCAUCAACAAGCGCGACAUUGCCCAGAAAGACGAUAUGUACAAGGAGAUUGUCCACACCAUCUCGGAACGGAAUGUACUCAUCAAGGCGCAAUCGCCCUUCCUGGUCGGCCUCAAGUUCGCCUUCCAGUCUCCCGAGAAGCUCUACCUGGUUCUGGACUACAUGAAUGGCGGCGAGCUGUUCUUCCAUCUCCAGCGCGACCACAUCUUCACGAUGGAACGGGCAAAGUUCUACUUGUGCGAGCUGGUGCUGGCCCUCGGCCAUCUGCAUCAGUACAAUAUCGUGUAUCGUGAUCUCAAGCCAGAGAACAUCCUGCUGGACAUCAACGGGCACAUUGCGCUGACCGACUUUGGUCUCUGCAAAGAGGAAAUCGACUUCAACACCACCACACAUACCUUUUGCGGCACACCCGAAUACCUUGCUCCUGAAGUCAUCCUGAGGCAGGGCCAUGGACUGGCUGUAGAUUGGUGGGCUCUAGGCAUCCUGUUCUACGAAAUGACCACAGGCUUGCCCAUGUUCUACAGCACCGACCGAGCCACAAUGUUCCACAACAUUGUCCACCAACCCAUCAGCUUCUCACCCAGCUACGAUCCGAUAGCAGCCAAGAUCGUUCAGGCACUCCUGCAGCGCGAUCCACAAAAGCGGCUGGGAGCCGGUCCGAGAGAUGCUCUCGAAGUUCAGGAGCACGAGUUCUUCGAUGGCAUCGACUGGAUCAAGGUGCUGAAGAAGGACCUGUGCCCCCCUUUCAAGCCCAAUGUGGAGUGCGAAACAGACACAUCCAACUUUGAUCCCGAAUACACCAGCGUCCCCGCCACCAUCGACUCGGUCUCGGAUCACCAAGACACGCUCCAGAUCACCGAAAGCUUCCAGGAGCAGUUCGAGGGCUUCUCAUAUACCAACGUCACGCCUGGAUCUAGUGCCACAUCCCGGUUCAAGUAUGUCCUGCGAGGCACCAACAACGAAUAGAGCCCUCGGUCGCUCGAUGGACCCCCAGCGGCCGUGCAGGCAACCUCUGGGGCCCUAUUCGUCUCACUAUCGAAGCCAAAUGUCUUUGUUAAGCCAUUGCCUGUCCGGGAGAGCCUCCUCUUUGCCAUUCUCUCACUUCUUUGACCACCGUGCCCCUGUCUGGGCUGAUCUGUGUCAAUGCGAUGUCAAUGCGAUGUCAUGUCAUGCGAUGCGAUGUGUUCGCCAUGCCCUGCUGAACUGCUGAAUACAUCAUUCACCCGACGCAAGGUUUGCGCUG
Polychytrium aggregatum is the source of this 2161-nucleotide messenger RNA. Its product is annotated as serine/threonine-protein kinase SCH9. Gene Ontology annotation, biological process: protein phosphorylation. The record is from RefSeq and is a predicted model, not a curated record. Gene Ontology annotation, molecular function: protein serine/threonine kinase activity; ATP binding. NCBI's taxonomy places the organism in Eukaryota, Fungi, Chytridiomycota, Chytridiomycetes, Polychytriales. The coding region runs from base 355 to 1884 and encodes 509 amino acids. The transcript is spliced from 10 exons.